GACCCAUCGGAAGUCGAUUACGAAAAGCUCAACAAAAUGCCAUUUUUGGACGCAUUCAUACAUGAGGUGCUCAGGGUCAACUGCUCGGCCAGUAGAAUCGACAGAAUCACUACAAAUGACCGCAAUCUGGACGGCAUAUAUUUGCCAAAAGGGACGCCUAUUAUUAUACCCAUAUGGGCCCUACACAUGGACCCGGAUAACUUUGAGGAUCCUGAGGAAUUUAGGCCAGAUAGAUUCAUGCCUGAAAAUCGACACCUCAUUAAAGACUACACAUACCUGCCCUUUGCUACCGGCCCUCGUAAUUGCAUUGGUCGUAAAUUGGCCUUGAUGGAGUUGAAAUAUUGUUUGGUAAAAAUGUUGUCAAAAUUUGAGUUUAUGGCCUGUGAUAAGACCAAGGAACUGGACUAUUAUAACCCGCUCAUUCAGCUAGCAAGUAUGAAACAUUUAACGGUUCGCAUAAAACACCGAGUAACUGGCUGAUUGCAUAUACAGUAGAUCACUAUAAUUAAUGUUAAUUACUAAUUAAUAAUUAGCAUUAGGG
Molecule: messenger RNA, 541 nt
Organism: Oppiella nova
Lineage: Eukaryota; Metazoa; Arthropoda; Arachnida; Sarcoptiformes; Oppiidae
Source: the annotation of a GenBank genome assembly